AUGGAAAGUAAACACAUGUUUUUUAAAAGAUCUGCUAGAAGUGCUCAAAACUUUAUAAAUAUCACUAAGCAUUUAGCUGAGUCUCAUCAGCUGUUUCAGUCAUAUGUGUCUAGCGGAAGUUCUUUUUCUAAUAAUAUUGAUGGAGGAUCUGAUGCUUUUUGUUUUGCCGAAUCAAUGUUUACAGUCGAAAUAACAGAAGCAAUUGCUAAUAUUAUACUUUCAGAAAAGUUGUGUUCAUUUAAGCUAACCUAUAAAGGAACCACCUAUAUUAGAGAGCAAUUUGUAAUAAUUAGUCGAAAUGAUUCAGUGUUUAUUGUUGGAAAAAUUGAUUUAGCUGUUUUUUCUGAAUCAAAUCAAUCUUUCCUUGUUUUAAAAAAGUAUCACUUUGAAUGGUUAUCUGAUUUUGGUAUUUUAUUGUUGGGAAGUGACCUUCCAAGCAGAUCUAUUUCUAUACAAAUUGACGAUUUAGCAGAUUAUUGUCCCUUAUGGGGUUAUAGAGUUGGUGAAAGUAUGGAUAUCCUUAUAAGAGAAAAACUAUUCAAUGUUUUCCCAACAAUGGAAAGUGGUGAAGCUGAUAAGAUUAUGAAUGGUUUAUUACUUUUGGGGCUUGAAACAGAAAGUGAUUUCAAUUAUCUUAAAGAGGAAGACCUAACAACAUUACUGCCUCUGAUAAAGGCUAGGCGUUUUUUAUCUGCAUGUCAACCUGUUAUUGUUUCUGAAAUGUCGUCAGUUACCCCAUCUUGUUUAUUUCCAUCAGUUACCCCGCUUUCUCCAGAACCUUCCACUUCACUUUCAUCAGGAUCUUCAAAUUGGGCGCAAUUAUUUAUUGUCAAUUGGGAAAAUUUUCCAACUGAGUUUUUAAGUGACAUCAACAGCAAGCGAAAGCCCUCUGAGUCACAUAUACGACAAAUGGUUAGCUUAUUAAUGAGAGAUGUUUUGCGCCAUGAUCACAAGCCUAAUCGAAACAGUUUACGAAUUAUUGCUCAAAAAGUUGUUUCAAGAUAUCCUGAUGCAUUUGUUGAUGAAAUAAAUGGCAAGAUAAUUAGCAACGGAGUUGAAACAUUAAUGUAUAGGAUGGAGUCAAGAAAGGAAAACGCAAAUCGGAAAGCCCCUUUGUCAGGAAAUUGUAAGAGGAUGAAACUAAAUGUACAUAGUAUACACCCACAUGGAUGGGACCCAAAUAUUUCCAGUGAGCAGCUACAGCAAUUAUUUAGAAAUUUGCCUUGGCCAAAAAAAGAUGUUGAUAAGCUAAUGGCAGACACAUUUUCUUUGCAACGCCAUACAAUUAAUGCAAUAGUUCCGUUUUGUGAAGUUUUGCUUCAAUGGCCAUUUUUAUCACAAUUGGAGUAUGUUAUGGAUCAUUUUUCCAAUCUGAUGAGUUUUUCAUUGAUGGACAAUUUAAGAAACGCAGUGGCAAGCAAGUCUAAUCUUAUUUUUCUAUACUUUGAAACUAUGACCAAAAAAAAUGUUGUGAAGGAAAUUUUACUUGAAGCAAAAAGUAAAGGUAUUGAAUAUGGAGGCGUUCAGCGAGCGUUAUGUUGGGCAUGGCUGCCUCUAAUUAUAGCAUAUUUUGGAGAUAAAACUGAACAUUUGAUAUUAUCAGUUAAUAUUUUAGCCACUAUAUCAGAGAUGGAAGAUCUUUGUCCAACUUCUCAUCCAAUGAUUUUUGUAAAAGGGACUUGGUUUGAAUCAGAAUAUUUUUAUGUGUUGAUUGAAAAAAAACUUUCUUAUACAUUCACUGAUGCUCUAUCGGCUGUUAGUGUAUUAUUUGCAAUUCAUUAUGUUAUGAAUAUGCAAUAUGAUCCAAACGUUUUUGCAACAUUGGAGUUUAUUCAAAGGUAUAUGGUGGACUAUAAUCCUGAAAAUGUAAAAAAUAACGCUAAAGGGAAAAAACCAGGAACAGUUGUUUGCCCACGAGUUCUAACUCUAAUUCGAGAACUAAAUAGUUUAAAUUCUGUUUAA
Messenger RNA from Hydra vulgaris (swiftwater hydra), 1962 nucleotides. RefSeq lists its product as uncharacterized. The record is from RefSeq and is a predicted model, not a curated record. Lineage: Eukaryota; Metazoa; Cnidaria; Hydrozoa; Anthoathecata; Hydridae.